This is a messenger RNA of Pyricularia oryzae 70-15, 886 nucleotides long. RefSeq lists its product as uncharacterized. The coding region runs from base 129 to 455 and encodes 108 amino acids. The record is from RefSeq and is a predicted model, not a curated record. NCBI's taxonomy places the organism in Eukaryota, Fungi, Ascomycota, Sordariomycetes, Magnaporthales, Pyriculariaceae. The transcript has a single exon.
CUCAUCUUUAUUGACGCCACAGACUCGAGAGUCAAUCUUAUCACCCUGGCACGAAAAGUCUCGAAGUACACGAAACUCUGUACGACCGUGGCCGAGGUGUCACAAGUGCACACCAUACAGCCAACAAGAUGUUUUCAGCGCAGCACACCUCGAUAGCAAUGGCGGCAACACAGGGCGGACUACUCCUGCUCGCAAUGCUUCUCGUCCUGGUACCCUCAACGGCUUUCGCCUAUCCAACAACCACAUCUUACAUGUGGCCACACGUCUGCCAACCAACGCGGUUCGAUGAGUUCUUGGCCGUCAGCAGGUCCACCGGCAAGCCAGUCUCGCUGGGCCCCAAAGGAUUCUAUAUCCACUUUGGCAACUCGCAUUGCCUGUUUCUAAGGGCUGAGACGCCGGGACAGGAGGACAAGUAUACGUACUACCAGCAGGCACUUGUGGCUGGAUCACGUUGAGCUUUGGAGACGGUGUUUUGGGUCGAAAGCAAGAGCUGCAUUCUUUGUUCUUUUACUUUGGGCGUUGGAAACCGGGGAUCAUCAGUUGAGCACGAUUUGGAGUUUGAUAUUAGCAUCGCAUCAUCGCAUCAUCGCCUUAGAGAGAGUUGGACACAUUAUACCCGACCUGGGUGGGAUAGGACUUUGGAUUCGCGGUGUGGUUGGAAUAGUGGGGAUGACGCUGGGGUUGAAUUUGAUGAACAGGCGGGCGGAGUAAAUUGGGUCAAUUGCAACUCACAGUAUGUGGCUCUUUAAGCAGUGAUAGAAGCCUUUCUGUGAUGAAUUUCAAACAACCGCCUAGUUACCUAGGUCAUCAAUGGUUUCCUCUUCUUAAAUCAACAAAUUCCGACGGUAAUCAACCAAAUAUUGCCUACGUGUGCAAAUGUUUCUUU